This is a messenger RNA of Fonsecaea multimorphosa CBS 102226, 1476 nucleotides long. RefSeq lists its product as uncharacterized. The record is from RefSeq and is a predicted model, not a curated record. The transcript has 2 exons. NCBI's taxonomy places the organism in Eukaryota, Fungi, Ascomycota, Eurotiomycetes, Chaetothyriales, Herpotrichiellaceae. Gene Ontology annotation, biological process: transmembrane transport. Bases 1 to 1476 code for a protein of 491 amino acids. Gene Ontology annotation, molecular function: transmembrane transporter activity.
AUGUCAACCGACCUGAAGGAGCCUGCCACGCCUCUUCACCGCCUCGAACAUGGCCCGCAUGAGAAACACGUCGCCCAAGACGACCUCGACCGGGAAGUCGUUGCGUCGUUUGACAGCCCCUUCGAUCUUCCGAUAUGGCGGAAAUGGGUCAUGACCACUCUGCUGGCCUUGAUGACUACGGCCGUCACGUUUGCAAGCUCUGUCUGGUCUGCAACCAUCACCGUCACGUCAAAGGAGUUCAACGUCAGUGAAACAGUGUCACUAUUGGGGGUUUCGCUGUAUGUCUUGGGAUUUGCUGUCGGUCCCAUUGUUUGGGGCCCCUUAUCAGAAUUCAAAGGACGUCGUUUGCCACUCUUUUCAGCCUUCUUCAUCUGGACACUUCUCCAGAUACCGAUCGGAGUGGUCAAGAAUCUGCCCGCCCUUCUUGUAUGUCGCUUGUUGGCCGGCUGCUUCGGCGCUUCGCCCCAGGUCCUGGUCAGUGCCGCCUUCGCCGAUUUUUGGGAGCCAGCCGAGCGUGGCGUCGCAACCGCAGUCUACUCGGUAGCUGUCUACGUGGGCCCUACUCUUGGACCCAUUUUUGGAGCCCUUAUCACCGAAAGCAGCCUUGGUUGGCACUGGACAGGCUGGAUUUCCCUCAUUCUGGGUGUUGUGGUUGGGAUUCCAGCAUUCCUCUUCAUCCCGGAGACAUAUGGCCCAAUACUCCAACAAAGAGCAAACAAGAAACUCAUCCUGGCACGAGACUCGUCAGAAUUGGUCGAACGAAACGCAAAGAAGGCUCAAGGCUUUACGGAAUUUGUCCAAAAGUACAUGUUCAAGCCGGCAAUCAUGUUCUGCGUCGAGCCAAUGCUCAUGGUCAUGGCGUUGUAUAUUGCCAUCGUCUAUGGGAUCCUCUAUCUGACCUUCUUCGCAUUUCCAUAUAGCUUUGUCCAAGGCCGAGGUUGGGAUCCUCGCGUCGGAAGUCUCCCAUUUUUAAGCAUACUGACAAGUGUGAUUGUGUCUUCGCUCGGGGUAGCGGUGUUUUCGAAACGAUACUAUCGUCCCAGGCUAUUGGCUCGCGGUUCCGUCUUGCCCGAGGACCGAUUACCACUGGUCAUGCUCGGUAGCCUCAUUCUGCCAGUCGGGCUCUUUUUCUUCGCCUGGACUUCGUCCAGCAAAAUCUCCCCGGUCCCGCAAAUCAUCGCAGGGUUUUUCAUCGGAAGUGGCAUCAUGCUCAUUUUCACCAAUGCCGUGGCCUUUCUGGUGGACAUCUACCUUCAAUCCGCUGCCAGUGCCAUGGCGGCCAGUACGAUCGUGAGGAGUUUAGUGGCAGCCGGCUUUCCAUUGGCUGCGCCACGCAUGUAUAAAUCCUUGGGCACAGCAUGGGCUACGAGCGUCCUCGGCUUCCUGUGCGUGUUGGCCAUUCCAGCUCCGUUCCUCUUCUACAGGUAUGGGCGGAAGUUGCGACAGAUGUCACGGUUUGCUCCAACGCCAGAUUAA